AUGAACAGUCACACCUUGUACGGUUUGUACAAUUGCAGUGCCACGGUUCUCGAGCGCAAUAUCACGUUUUUGUUGAAGUUGAAUAGUAGCGAGCUGUUCAAGGUGUUGGAGGAUUCUCUCGAGAGAUCGCACGAACGCGACGUGUUGCUUAACGCGUUUUUCGACUGUUUCUCUGUCUAUCAGGAGCGUCCUUUCGAUCUACCGUGGUGGCAGAAACUUGUUUGGUCGGUUGUAUACGCCGCGAUGCUGCUGGUGGCGACGGGAGGCAAUAUUAUCGUCAUGUGGAUCGUUCUCGCACAUAGACGAAUGCGCACGGUUACCAAUUACUUUCUGGUCAAUCUCUGUGUGGCCGAUCUGAUGAUGUCACUGCUGAACUGCGCCUUCAACUUCAUCUUCUUGCUGGACUCCAAUUGGCCAUUCGGCGUUGUGUAUUGCACAAUUAACAAUUUCGUCGCCCACGUGACAGUCGCCUCGAGCGUUUUCACCCUGGUCGUUAUCUCUUUUGUCAGGUACAUGGCCAUCAUGAGGCCCCUGAAGCAUCGUAUAUCACGAAAGCUAACAGUGUUAAUUAUGAUUUUAAUAUGGGCAGUUGCUUCGACACUGGCUUUGCCGUGCCUCUUAUAUUCAACAACGAAAUCGAAGAGAUAUUCGAAUGGAAAGACUAGAAUUUCGUGUUACAUAUUGUGGCCAGACGGAGAUUACUUGCAUAGCAGAAUUGAGUAUUCAUACAACCUAGUAUUCCUCAGUGUGACAUACAUAAUACCGAUGACGGCAAUGGCGGCAUGUUACACACUCAUGGGCCGCAAGCUGUGGGGUUCUAAGUCCAUAGGAGAGCUCACGCAUUACCAGAAGAACUCGAUGAAAUCCAAACGCAAGGUCGUGAAAAUGUUCAUCACAGUCAUUGCAAUAUUUGCAGUUUGUUGGCUGCCCUAUCAAGGAUUUUUUAUUUUCGUUUAUCACCAUAGACAGUUCACAAAAAUUAGCUACGUUCAGCAUAUUUACUUAAGCUGUUACUGGCUUGCUAUGUCAAAUGCUAUGGUAAAUCCUAUCAUAUACUACUGGAUGAAUAGUAGGUUCCGAAUGUAUUUCCAAGUAAUAAUUUGCAAUUGCUGUUGCACAAUAAAUCAGGAAAAUGUUGGGAGACAUCAAAUGCAACAGUUGGUAGGAUGUCAACGAUCAGAUAAUAUUCCUUGCAACUCAGGACGUUUUAGAUCAACCUCAAUCCGCUGGAAACACAGCAUGGUCGACAGUCAGGUACAAAAUUUGCAGAUGCGAUCGAUUUACGAAAAACGCCGCUCCCAUCGAGAUGCUACAAUCGUCUGA
Dufourea novaeangliae is the source of this 1323-nucleotide messenger RNA. Its product is annotated as tachykinin-like peptides receptor 86C. Gene Ontology annotation, molecular function: tachykinin receptor activity. Gene Ontology annotation, biological process: G protein-coupled receptor signaling pathway. The coding region runs from base 1 to 1323 and encodes 440 amino acids. Lineage: Eukaryota; Metazoa; Arthropoda; Insecta; Hymenoptera; Halictidae. Gene Ontology annotation, cellular component: plasma membrane. The record is from RefSeq and is a predicted model, not a curated record. The transcript has 8 exons.